UACUCGCCGUCAGUGUCACGUCUUUCGUCUCGCAUCUUUCUUUACUCGCUAUAUUGUUAUUGUUAUUGUUGUGUUCCUUGUUUUUGUUUUUGUUUGUGUUUUCGUUAUCGUUUGUUGCUCGUAUACUCGUAUACUCGUAUACUCGCAUACUCGUUAUUGUAUAUAGAAGAAGUGUCAAGUGUGUUGAAAGUGCUUUCGAUAUGAUGUCAUAAAAGUGCGGUCAUACGCUCUAGAAUAUGUGCUUGCCCAAGUGAUAAGAGAUAAGUUGUUUAUAUAUCUGAGAUAUAUUUCGGUGUAUGUAUGUGUUUGCCAGAAGCAAACUAAGUGGAGUGGUGUGUGUUAAAAGCUGUGAGAAGUGCUGAAGUGUUGAAGUGCGUUGAAGAUGUCCAAUGGUAAAAUCUAUCCCACCUUUAUGAUUAACGAUGAUGAUCUAAACGGUUAUGACAAUAAUGCCGACGAUGAGGAUAGCGAUGAGGAGCGUCACUCCAAAUUGCAGGACAUUAUUGAUUGGUUACACCAGCGCCAUCAUGACAAUCGUGAAGUGACAGAAGGUGCCCUACAAGUAUGGCGUGCCCUGCCGGAACGCAUACGACAGGACCCGAGCUUAGCGUCAUUUCGCCAAGAGCACGAACGUCUUCAUGGAGGUUACGAACCACCAGAUGUGGAUCCACUACCCUCAGAAGAUGUUGAUGAGAAUGAAGAAAAGGGAAAGAACUCAAACGUAUUUUCACAAAUUGGCAUAAAUGUAACCAACGAAAUGGGGCAAGUACGAAUAUUGAAUGGAAGAGAUGUGGAGAACAAUGCCGAAGAUCAACCUGAUGAUACGGAUGGCCAUUCAAGCAAGGCAAAAAAUUAUUUAAAAUGGCUUAAGAUAUCAAUUCUAUUAGUGGUCUGGUGCGUAUUUACUGCAUUCCUAAUGUCAACCAACGAGCAUGUCGACGAAUUAAAGCUUAUAACUGUACCCAAAAAAGGAUCUGAUAAAGUUUUUCCCAUCACAACAUCAACAUUAAAUCGCCUUGGUUUAAAGCUGAAAGGAUCAUUUCGUUUGCAGGAAGUUGAUACGGCCAUUGAUAAGUUAAACCCACCACAACUACGAGUACAUAUUGAACGUAGCUACUUCAAUGCUAGUGGCUAUGAGAUACAUCGUGAAAAUGUCUCCAGCCUUUGGAAACUAGAUAUAGUGUAUCCGAAUGAACUUGAUAGUACAAAAGAGACAAGUAAAGGUUUUAUAUAUGAAAUAUUUCCGAUAAAUGAAGAUUGGGCACAACAAAGCAAUUUUUCGGAGCUUAAUUUACACUUUAUAACAACCAUAGAUUCCGAAUUUCCAUUGCAAAUAUCUCUAGAUGAAUCACCGAUAUAUAAGAAGGAAGGUGUUAUCUAUGCAGCUUUGGUAUUGUGUGGAUUGUAUGUUAUGAUCAUUUGGGAAAUUGUUAAUCGUACAUUUGCUGCAAUAAUUGCUUCAACACUGUCUGUGGGUAUUUUGGCAGCACUGAAUUCUAGACCAUCUAUGGCUACAAUUAUGGGUUGGAUAGAUGUGGAGACGUUGUUAUUAUUAUUUGGAAUGAUGAUUUUAGUUGCGAUAUUAUCGGAAACCGGUAUAUUUGAUUAUUUGGCUGUGUAUGCUUAUAAGAUAACGACUGGUCACGUUUGGCCACUUAUAAACUGCUUAUGUUUGUUUACUGCUAUAUUAUCGUCUUUCUUGGAUAAUGUGACGACCGUACUACUUAUGACGCCAGUAACUAUACGCUUAUGUGAAGUGAUGUCACUGAAUCCGGUACCGAUAUUAAUGUGCAUGGUCAUCUAUUCAAAUAUCGGUGGUGCUUUAACUCCGGUCGGUGAUCCACCAAAUGUUAUAAUUGCUUCAAAUAACUAUGUAAAUAAAAAUGGUGUCAAUUUUGCCGUCUUCACACUACACAUGUUGCCCGCCAUCAUAUUGGUUAUGUUGCAGAGUUAUUUGCAAUUACGUUUCAAAUUUCGUCAUAUCAGCGAUCUACAAUUUAAGGACUCACCCGAAGUAGAAGAACUGCGACAUGAGAUACAUGUAUGGAAACGUGCUGCUGCUAGCUUAUCUGCCUACUCGAAGGACGAGGACUUGGUGCGCGAGACAUUAAUGAAGAAAGUCAAUCGUCUAAAGCGCAGUUUGAAGAAGCGCAUGGCUGCCGCUAUAGAACCUACCUCAAAUUAUGAACAAACUUUACAGAAUCUUCAAGCAAAAUAUCCAAUACGUAAUAAGUCAUUGUUAAUAAAGUGCAGUGCUGCUUUGAUUUUUGUUAUCGGUUUGUUCUUUUUGCAUUCCGUGCCAGAGUUACAACGUCUUUCAUUGGGCUGGACCGCAUUGUUAGGUGCCAUAUUUUUGAUUAUAUUGGCUGAUAUUGAAGAUAUGGAAGCUAUAUUGGCACGUGUUGAAUGGUCAACAUUAUUGUUCUUUGCUGCAUUAUUUAUACUUAUGGAAGCUCUAUCAGAAUUGGGUUUGAUUGAAUGGAUUGGUAAUAUGACCGAAAAUGUAAUAUUGGGCGUUAGUGAGGAAUCACGUUUGAUGGUUGCCAUUUUAAUUAUAUUAUGGGUUUCAGCAAUUGCUUCAGCUUUUGUAGACAAUAUACCUUUAACUACAAUGAUGGUAAAAAUUACCAUUUCUUUGGCUCAAAAUAGCACAUUGAAUUUGCCUUUACAACCACUGGUAUGGGCUUUAGCACUCGGUGCUUGCCUUGGCGGCAAUGGUACACUUAUUGGCGCCUCUGCAAAUGUAGUUUGUGCAGGUGUUGCUGAGCAACAUGGUUACAAAUUUACUUUCCUAGAAUUUUUCAAAGUUGGUUUUCCUGUCAUGAUUGGCAGCAUCUUUGUAUCAACAGCAUAUCUUAUAAUUUCUCAUGUGGUCUUUUCGUGGCAUUGAUAAAAGUCCGAAGAAUUGGUGUUCUCAUUAUAGGAUGUUCAACCAAUUCUUCACUGCACACAGAUACCUCGUAUACCGCAAAGGGAAGUUACUAUGCACGAGCUUGCACACAUCCAGAGACACAUAUAUAUAUAUAUAUUUUAAUAUAAUUCGAAUAGUAUAAAAUUAAAUUAAUUUAUUAUAAUAAAAUAA
Messenger RNA from Teleopsis dalmanni, 3082 nucleotides. It is a transcript of the gene hoe1, whose product is annotated as P protein. Gene Ontology annotation, biological process: transmembrane transport. NCBI's taxonomy places the organism in Eukaryota, Metazoa, Arthropoda, Insecta, Diptera, Diopsidae. The transcript is spliced from 12 exons. Bases 383 to 2890 code for a protein of 835 amino acids. Gene Ontology annotation, cellular component: membrane. The record is from RefSeq and is a predicted model, not a curated record.